Talpa occidentalis (Iberian mole) is the source of this 6482-nucleotide messenger RNA. It is a transcript of the gene GAB1, whose product is annotated as GRB2 associated binding protein 1. The coding region runs from base 3419 to 5542 and encodes 707 amino acids. The record is from RefSeq and is a predicted model, not a curated record. NCBI's taxonomy places the organism in Eukaryota, Metazoa, Chordata, Mammalia, Eulipotyphla, Talpidae. The transcript has 11 exons.
CUCCCUGGUUCAAGGACACCUGGGGUCUGCCCUGCAAUGACACUAAGUCCUGGCUCAGUGGUGUCACCCCAGAAAGAGGGCUGUGGUGGUGUGGAGCCUGCAGGCUUGUCUGCCCUUUUUGGGCAGUUUCCAAUAGCAAUUCACUUUGCUUCGAGUGACUGAAGGAGUGUAAUGAUUCCGUUGAAGGCAAUUUCUUCUUGCAAUCCUCAUGCUUGUAAACAUUCUGUUCCAAUUCCUGCUGUUUUUCCCAUUUACCUUUUUCUGUGUGGCAGGAGCAGUUUCUAUUAACAAGAUCAUUGACUAGCAAUUACAUUAAGCCUUUAGGAUAGUUAUAGAUAGUUCAUUCUUUCCUUGUGCUUGGGCUUAGUGGUAAGCAAAAAACUCUCCAUGUGAAGCUGGCUGACUCCCUACACCUGACUGUUGUCUUUGGGGAUUGAAAAUCACUAUUAGUUUGAAAGGUAGUUUUAGAAAUUUUGCUGUUUCAAAAAAAUUUUUUUUUUAACUUUUUAUAAGAUCGUCUUUGAACAAAAUACAAGCAGGAGUUAGACUUCUGUAAUCUGUUGACAGCUGAAUUGGGUAUUUCAGUGUGCGAGGCUGUAAGAAGACUUAAAAAAAAAAAGGAAAGAAAUCAAAUGAUAAAACACCUUCUAAAAGACCAAGUAAAAUUCCAUACUUUGGAGUCGACAUAAAAAAAUAGGUAGAUAAGAUCGUGAGUAUUUGUGGAUUGAGGAAUUUCAAGAGGUGAUAGAAUCUGCACAUCCAGUGCCCGCUCUCUUGAUUUUCCUGCAGUUGCACACAGGAUGGCGGCUUGGUCACAGGUGGGCCCAUAGCUUAUUUGAAGGGUUUUGGGUAAGUUUGUGCUACAUUGGCAGGAACCCUGGACUGAGGGUCAGGACCCUGGGUUCUCCUUGAGUGUCCCUCCACCUCUUACAGGGCAGCGAGCAGGGCAACCCAGAGCUCUCAAACCUGCCCGCUCUAAAUAGCUUCUUGCCAUCCACUGCAUCAAGACAAAACACCUACGACCUUUAAUGGAAAGGAGCUUUAAUACAAUUAGUGUGCAACAAAGAAAAGACAAAGAGCAUGGUUUCCAAAUCCAGUACUCAAAGUUACCCAUCCCCUCGUGGGUGAAUGCUCAGCCACACAGGGCUGGCCCAAAGCAGGGCCACUGAGGCCGGAAAGCCUGCCACGAGUCUAAAGCAACUUCUGGAGGGGGGAGGGGGGCUGUUGGGAAGGGCAGAAGGGAUCAGACAAGUCUGGAAGGAAAACAGCAACAUUAAAAUCAAUAUAAAAGCUGCCAUUGUUAACCUCCCCAAGGGCCUAUCACCCACAUCUGUUUCAAACAGUCCAGGACCAAAAAACAAGUGCAGCUUCUUCACUUGUCUCUGCUCCAGGUGCCUCCUCCAGGUCUCCUGGCUCUGCAUCCUUCCUCGUCCAGUUUCCUCUCCAGCUUCUUCUGCUCCCUGCUCAGCUCCACCCUCCCUUGGGUGGGGCAGGGAACCUGGAACCUCCCCCUUUCGUGGGGACCACCCUGUCACAUGCCCUCUUGAUCUUUUGACCUUUUGAUCUCGGGUUUUCUCAUCUGUAAAACGGAGAAGGGGUGGGUAAUACAUCCAAAUAGACCUACGCAUUCUGGCUUAACCCUCCUGGGGCGUUUUCCUGGGAGGGUGAGCAAAUGGGGAACCUCUCAGUUGGCCUCCUUUUUGGGAAAAAAAUCUUGGUUUAUUGUUCAUCUUAAGUAGUUUCGUGAACCUAUUAGGAAGGGCUUAAGCAGAAUUUGUGAGAAAUUCUAGUCACCAGCACCCUGAGCAGUGCCCGGCUUGGGAUUGACACGCCGAAGAAUUUGUUGACUGAAAAAAGAAACAAGUCUUUCUGGAGCUUUUGCAAUACGCCCUGCAUGGAAUACAAUGGAGGGAACGGCCCACUCCCCGCCCUGAAGGAGUUUCUAGUCGAUUUGUGAAGACAAGCUGGGAAUGCAGGGCCCUCCUUUUCCAAGAGAGAUGGUGGUGGGUCCUCCGUGAUUAAAUGCGGAAUUAGUGGCACAGGUAAUGAUGGCUCCAGAGUGCAGGCUGAGAGGGCCUACCAGGGAAGACCAGGGGUUUCAGGCGCUGUUCUUGGCAGUGCUGAGAUAGUGCUGGCAGAAAAAUCAGGGUUUAAAGGAAGGACAGAGACGGGACUGCAUUCAGAUGUCAAGUGAAAUGAAGCACUGGAAGCACCUCUGUUCCCCGCCCUGAGUGUGGAUGUCAGCUCCUGCUUCUUGUUGGAUGGGUUUCCAGUUCUGCCUUGAUCCGCUGCUUCUGAGGGGCUGCUGACCACGAGCCUGGUUCUGUACCAGCCGAGAGAGAAUCAGACACACAGAGCAGUGGGCUUGGUCACCUGAACUGAUUAAGAUUCCCAGGGCUGUGUGUUUCUUUACAAUUUCUUGAUGUCUGUUUUGAGCUAAAUAAUUCAUUCUGGCAAGCGCUUCGUUUACAACAGAGAGGGGGCAUGUUCAGGGGGAGGAAGAAGAAAAGAGCCUUUGAUUCCUUUGAGUUCCAGCAGGAGGGCCAGGCUGCCUUGGGCUAGCUUCUUAUUUUGGACUUUGGAAACCAUCUUAGCCCAGCUGUGGGAGUGCCAGCCAGCGCUGGAAGGAAGAGAAUAUGGCCCUGGAUCGCCUUCACCCCCCUUGGCCUGCGGAUGGCCAGCUUCCCCUCCUUGCCCAUCCUGUCCCUUGUCCCUUGCGUGAACGGGGUCGCUGACUUCCCCCAAGCCGGGGGCCCCACCCAUUGGAACUCCACUGAAGUCAUUCUUAUCUUGGUGGCUCCUUUUAUCGCAGCCUGAACUUUUCAAGUCACAGGUCUCUUUAUUCCAGCCCCUGCCUUGGGCUACCAGCAUGAAUCAAAUUCAGUUUUUUUUUUCUUGUUUAGAUUUCUGGUGUGGGCUUGUGGGAAAAUGGCUCACUAUACCAAGGAUUUCCACUUUUAUUUAAAAAAGAGGAGCCUCUUCAGUGCCAGCUUGGCCAGGAAAGCCUGCAGAAUUGUAGCUGGCCACUUAGGGCUGCAGAUUUACUGGGAAAAGUCAUUUUAAGAACUGAAAGUUUUGCACGAUGCCAGGUUGGUAGGUGUGAGCUCUUUAAAUCUGCCUUAACGGAGAAAAAGAAUCAUCAGUGUUUUAAGCCAUUCUUUUGUUGUUUUGCCUCUCACUGAAGGGGAGCGUUUCCAGGCUGAAUGCAUGUGAAGUCAAACCCUGACCACCUCCCCCCUUCCACAGCCGGCUUUGUAGAAAGUGGUUAGUUAGGACUGUCCCGAAAUGCCUGCUGCUCUCCUCUGUUACUCUUCGCGCUUGAAGCCUUCUGAUUACAGCAGUGGCUGCCAAGCCCAGGCCCUCAGUUUUAUCUGGAACAAAAAUUUUCCAUGUGAUCGUUUUUUAGCAGCGUUCCGACAUGCAAACCGCACACGGAGAGGCGUGGAAAAGGAGAUGGUUUGUGCUACGCAGCGGCCGUCUAACUGGAGACCCGGAUGUCUUGGAAUAUUACAAAAAUGAUCACGCCAAGAAGCCCAUCCGUAUCAUUGAUUUAAACUUAUGCCAACAAGUCGAUGCUGGAUUGACAUUUAACAAAAAAGAAUUUGAAAACAGCUACAUUUUCGAUAUCAACACCAUUGACCGAAUUUUCUACUUGGUGGCGGACAGCGAAGAGGAGAUGAAUAAGUGGGUCCGUUGUAUUUGUGACAUCUGUGGGUUUAAUCCUACAGAAGAAGAUCCUGUGAAGCCACCUGGCAGCUCCUUACAAGCACCAGCUGAUUUACCUUUACCUGUAAGUACAGCACCACUGUCCACCCAAGUGGAGUCAUCGUCUGGUGUGCCACCUCCCCCGUAUCAGCUCAUCAGCUCUCCGCCACACCUAGAAACUCUUGGCCUCCAGGAGGAUCCUCAAGACUACCUCUUGCUAAUCAACUGUCAAAGCAAGAUGCCUGAACCUGCCAGAACACACAUGGAUUCUGCAAAAUCCACGUCUUCUGAGACAGACUGCAACGAUAACGUCCCUUCUCAUAAAAACCCCACUUCCUCCCAGAGCAAACAUGGGGUGAAUGGCUUCUUCCAGCAGCAGGUGACAUACGACUCACCAGCAUCCCGCUCGGCCUCGGUGUCUGUGGACUCCAGCCUGUACAACCUCCCCAGGAGUUAUUCCCAUGACGUCUUACCAAAGGUGUCUCCAUCAAGUACCGAAGCAGAUGGAGAGCUCUACGUCUUCAAUACCCCGUCUGGGACGUCCAGUGUGGAGGCCCAGAUGAGGCAUGUAUCUAUCAGUUACGACAUUCCUCCAACACCUGGCAAUACCUACCAGAUUCCACGGACUUUUCCAGAAGGGACCUUUGGACAGACAUCAAAGCUUGACACUAUUCCCGAUAUCCCUCCCCCUCGGCCACCGAAACCGCAUCCAGCCCACGACCGGUCCCCUGUGGAAACCUGUAGCAUCACACGCACGGCCUCAGACACUGACAGUAGUUACUGCAUCCCUAAGGCGGGGAUGCCGCCGUCACGUAGUAACACCAUCUCCACCGUGGAUUUGAACAAACUGCGAAAAGAUGCUAGUUCUCAAGACUGCUAUGAUAUUCCACGAACAUUUCCAAGUGAUAGAUCUAGUUCACUUGAAGGCUUCCAUAACCACUUCAAAAUCAAAAAUGUGUUGACAGUGGGAAGUGUAUCAAGUGAAGAACUGGAUGAAAAUUAUGUCCCAAUGAACCCCAACUCGCCCCCACGACAGCAUUCCAGCAGUUUCACCGAACCCAUGCAGGAAGCCAACUAUGUGCCGAUGACUCCGGGGACAUUCGAUUUUUCCUCAUUUGGAAUGCAAGUUCCUCCUCCUGCUCAUAUGGGCUUCCGAUCCAGCCCAAAGACCCCUCCCAGAAGGCCAGUUCCUGUAGUAGACUGUGAACCACCCCCUGUGGAUCGGAACCUCAAGCCAGACAGAAAAGGUCAGAGUCCUAAAAUUUUAAGACCCAAACCCCAAGGUUUAGAGCGAACUGAUUCACAAACCGUAGGGGACUUUCCGACAAGAAGAAAGGUCAAGCCAGCACCUUUAGAAAUUAAACCCUUUCCCGAAUGGGAAGAAUUACAAGCCCCGAUUAGAUCUCCCAUCACCAGGAGUUUUGCUCGAGACUCCUCCAGGUUCCCCCUGUCCCCCCGGCCUGACUCUGUGCACAGCACGACUUCCAGCAGCGACUCUCACGACAGCGAGGAGAACUAUGUCCCCAUGAAUCCAAACCUGUCCAGUGAAGACUCGAAUCUUUUUGGCAGUAACAGCCUCGACGGAGGAAGCAGCCCUAUGAUCAAGCCCAAAGGAGACAAGCAAGUGGAAUACCUAGAUCUUGAUUUAGAUUCUGGGAAAUCCACACCACCACGUAAGCAAAAGAGCAGUGGUUCGGGCAGCAGCGUGGCCGAUGAGCGGGUGGAUUACGUUGUGGUAGACCAACAGAAGACCCUGGCCCUAAAGAGCACCCGGGAAGCCUGGACAGACGGGAGGCAGUCCACGGAGUCCGAAACACCCACCAAGAGCGUCAAGUGAAAACACCGCUUUGUUGGCUUGAACAAAAGAGAACUCACUUGUAAAAGAUGAAUCCCGUUUGACCGAAGAUGGCUCGAGACAUCUACUCCAGGCAGAUCCUCGACCAAGAGGCGUGGACUGUCCAAGAAGUCUCCAGGCAUAAUCAAAUAAUCCGACUGUCAAUGGUGCUUUGUGGUAUCUGAACAAUUCAUCAUAUGUAAAUAAUGUGGGAAAAUAGUAUUGUGUGGCUCCCAGAGGAAGCAUUUGUUCCAUAGUUAACACACUUGUAGUAUUACUGUAUUGAUGCACUUUUUCAUUUAAAACAUUGGUUUUCUCAAAUGUACCUUAACAUAGUUCCUUUGGGAGUUCUUGUUUUUCCUCACACUACUCCAUAUAAUAAGUUAACUAAGCUACUUUUAGUUUGGGAAGUUGCUCUUUAACUACAGCCUAACACCAUUAAGAGGAGAAGUAGAGACUCAGUUGACAUGUCCACCUGAAACCUCAGGUGGUGACCGUUAGCUUGUCAGCUAGAGUGCGGUCCACUUCCUUCAUUGCCUUCCAAAAUGCCGACGAUAAUAUAUGUACUGGUGUCAGGAGCUACUCCUCUGCUUCAUGUACAUUUAAUUUUCAAUGGUAGAACUUUGUUCCAUGUUGUCAAUUACAGUGUUUUUGGUUCAUUGAGUGAAGAUUCUGCCGGCUUACACCUCAGAAGACAGAAUUAUGCUAUGGAGUAAGCCUGCACGUCACUGGGGGCAUGCAGUGGUGACAUGCUCUCAUACUUGUUAAACUGUAUUAAGCUUUACAUUUUUGGCAAAAUGUAGAUUAUAUAACUAAUCAGGUACGUACCAGGCACUGAUGUGCUAAUAAUACACUGAUCAGGUUUAGGCAAUGAGCUUUAGUUUGUUCUUGUUAGUCCUAAUGUUGGUUUCCAGUUUGGAAUUAAUGAUACAGUUGACACUCA